Molecule: messenger RNA, 3370 nt
Organism: Cynoglossus semilaevis (tongue sole)
Lineage: Eukaryota; Metazoa; Chordata; Actinopteri; Pleuronectiformes; Cynoglossidae
Gene: wdr75
Product: WD repeat domain 75
Biological process (GO): positive regulation of transcription by RNA polymerase I; positive regulation of rRNA processing; ribosome biogenesis
Cellular component (GO): nucleolus; small-subunit processome
Molecular function (GO): protein binding; RNA binding
Source: RefSeq, a predicted model, not a curated record
AGGAGGCAGUGCAGCCUACGGAAAACAGACCCAGAAACAAACGUCGGAGGUGAAAAGCUCACGUCGGAAGAAACAAACAUGGUGGGACACGGGGAGAUCCGCGUGGUUCACCGAGGUGGCAGUAAAUUACACUUCAGAGCGCCCACCAUCAGCGCCGACUCCUGUUUCCUGGCGUGUGCGUCUGGAGACUGUGUGAAAGUGUUCAGCACUUCCACGGAGGAGUGUAUCCACCACCUGCGGGGACACACCGACCUGGUGACGGGGACGCUGCUCAGACCCUCCAACCACCUGCAGCUCUAUUCCUGCUCACUAGAUGGCACUAUAAGACUCUGGGACUUCACAGAUGGCAUCCUUAUUAAGACAUUUGUCGUCAAUCUGCCAAUUUAUUCCAUGGUUGCGUCGGCCAAACAUGAAGGUGUGGUGUUCGUCGUGACCCCGACCCACGGUGACAAAAGAUCAGAGUUGUUCCAGCUGGUGGCAGUGCAGCUGCCUCCGUCUCCUCAGCAGCAGGGGGAGGUCCUGGAUCUCUCUGCUGUGAUCGAUGACGUCAGCUCCAACCCCGCGGCCACAGCCUUUGGCAGAGAGGGGGAGUUCAUCGCCUCAGUCAAAGGUUCACGCCUGGAGGUUUACUUCUUCAGGAAGGAGAAGUCGUUCAGGUUCUCCCUCAAAGAAAACAAUGAGAAAAAUAAAAAGAACACGUUCACCUGCGUCGCCUGUCACCCCAAAGAUGACUGCAUCGCCACGGGCCACGAAGACGGAAAGAUCCGUUUGUGGAGAAACCUCAAUCAGAAGAAGGAGUACACCUAUUUAACCCUUCACUGGCACCACGCCGCCGUCAGCUCUCUGUGCUUCACCCCACAGGGUACUAACCUGUUGAGUGGGGGGGUGGAGUCGGUGCUGGUCCAGUGGCGUUACAAACAGGAGAACCAGAAGGACUUCCUGCCCCGUCUGGGAGGAGCCAUCACCCACAUCAGUGUGUCACCUGACGGAGUUCUGUUCUGCACCUCACACAGUGACAACAAGAUCACCGUCAUCAAGAACAACGUCAAAGUGUCGGCCGUCAUUCAGGGCUUGGUCAAAGGAGAACGUGUGAGAACCGACCUGCUGGUGGAUCCACGCAGCAAAGUCCUGGUGUUGAACGGCCGACCCGGUCACCUGCAGUUCUACUCCCUGCAGCGGGACAAGCUCCUGUACAACCUGGACAUCGUGCAGCAGGAGUUCAUCCAUGAAGACGGUCUGCAGCAGUUCGAAGUCGUCCACGCCGCCUUCAACUCGUCUGGGAACUGGCUGGCAACAGUAGAAGAACGUCAGCAGAAGUCUGCGGACGUGGAGCUCCAUCUGAAGCUGUGGGCGUUCCAGGAACAAACACAGAGUUUCACCCUGAGGGCCCCCCAUGAGGCGCAGGUCACGGCCCUGAGUUUCUGCCCAUCGGCUGACCAUCAGACCACCAUGUUGGUCUCCACCAGUAAAGAUGGACACUUCAAGGCCUGGGCGGCCGCUCCUGAUGCUCAUGCUGCUAAUGCUGACGCCCCCGACCAUACAGAGGCUGAAGGUCCUUCCUGGUCAUGUGACUUUGUGGGAACCUAUCACGGACUGGUGCCGGAGCGCUGCUGUUUCUCCGCCGACGGCUCUCUGUUGGCCGUCAGUUUCCAGAAGGUGGUGACGCUGUGGAACCCAAACUCCUGGGAACUGGUGACCACCCUGUCCCAGCCGCCCGGAACCAUCAGACAUCUCUGUUUCGGACGACUCAGCUGUUCUAAGUAUCUGUUAGGAACCACGUCGGAGAACCUGCUGUGCUGCUGGAACCUCCUGACCUGCACCUUGGAGUGGAGCACGGCCGUGGAGACCACCCUGCUGCUGGACGACCCCCGCUCUGAGAACGUGGCGGCCUUCAGCUUCCAGGAGGGAAACACCGACUUGUUUGUCUUUAAACCCAAUGAGCCCCGGCCGCUGUUUUCCCAUAAGGCUGUGUGUUCAGGGAGGGUGGCUCGAGCCGUCUUCGCCCCGAGGGAGGAGCUGCUGGAGGCCUGUGAGGAGAGCAGCCAGUGGCUGAACCUCUCCCAGCUCUACUUCCUCACCCCCCACAUGGACCUCAUGACGUUCACCACCAAGGUGGAGGAGGAAAGGCUGAUGGCCUCCAGCAAACCGCUCGUGAUCAACGACAGCGUGGCUGAAACACCGUUCAGUCUGUUGCUGGGGAAACACCGACGGCAGCAUGAGAAUGAAGAGAGAGUUCUGAGUGGGUCUGUAGAAGCAUCUGCCCCGCCACAGGGCAGUAGUGCCGUCAGAGAGCUCCUACAGACCCCAGCUCACGUGCUCCCCUCCACCUCCUUCCUCUGCUCCAUGUUCGUGCAGUCUCUGCUCGUCUCCGUCACAGACUCCAGUGAGAAAAACAAACCUGUGGAGGAGGAAAUGGCAAGUGACAAUGAGGAAGAGGAUUCAGAGGAGGAAAUGGAGCCUAGCAGCAGGUCAGAGAGGGCGCCCCCCCCCACAGACUCCACCGCCGCCGCCACCGCUGUAGCUGCUCCGGCUCUGACCAAGGCUGAGCUGAGAGAACUGAAGAGAGUGAGGAGACUGGACCUCAGCUGGCUGUCAGGCGUGUGCUCGUGAAGCUGACGUUCCGGAAUGUUCUGCACAGGGAGUUAGAAUGUUCUGGUUCUGGACGUUUGUUAAAUCUGAGUGCAGCAGAAGUCGGUGGGGGAAAAAAAACCCCAACCCAACCCCACCCCAAAAAAACUGCUCAGUCACUACUCAGAGUGUGUAUGUGUGUGUGUGUCUGUUCAGCAGUUUGUCUUGUGUACACACGUGAACGUGAACAUGUGUCAUGCUGUGCAGAAGUCUUUUUUUUUUUUUGCGUAAUACUUUUCAAGUAUUUGGACAAAAUGAGGGAAAAAAAACAGAAAAUCAAAAUCAAAACAUGUUUUUCUUUCACAUCAUGGUUUCAAACAAAAAUAAAUGAAUUAGCAGCAGAGACACUGACUCUGCAGGACAGGCCGGGCGGUUGGACCGGGUCAAGACCAGAUAUGAGUGUUCUGAUAUACUCUACACACACACACACACAUAUAUAUGUAUGUAUGUGUAUGUAUGUAUAUAUGUACAUAUGUAUGUAUAUGUACGUAUAUAUGUGCAUGUGCAUAUAUAUAUAUGUAUAUGUGUAUGCGCAUAUAUAUGUAUACGCAUAUAUAUGUAUAUGUAUGUGCAUAUAUAUGUGUUCAGCCCAGGUUGACAUUGAUCUUCAUGCAGGAUCGUGGAUGUACCGUAAACGUUUACUUGUCGUGAAUCUGUUAGUUUUUUUUUGUUUGUAUCUAUUUUUGAUAUAGAGACGGAGUAAACGCAGCCUCAGUAUUUUGAAUAAAUCACUCUUUAAAUA